AUGAGAGUCGCGUUUGCUUCAGCGUCGUUCGCCUUCCUCAGCAUCGGUUUGUCGACGGUCUCCAUUGGCCCGGAGUCGGUCCCGGGGCUCACGACGGCGAACUUUGCGAGGAACAUCUACCGUGAAGCCGAGGGUAUCGCUUACCAAACACAAGACGCACUCACAAUCAACAAACAGACGUUGUUUCUUCCACCAACACAUGGCUUUGGUCACCGCGAGGAGCCGGAACAGUUCCGGGACUGCGCAACUUCGCUCGGCCAACGUGCUCAGGACUACGCAGCCUUCUUGUUUCGCCAAGCUGAGCAAUCGGUGGACUCCACUGCUGCCGUGCAACUGCGCGACAUCCAAAACACGAUGCAAGAUAUCGUCCAGGAGGCAGAAGACUUAAGAGGGCUCUUCCUACCGGUCCACACUGAGUCGUUUGAUGAUAUCCGGCGAGGUAUCGAGGAGGUCCUCGCAGACCUUUUGGAGAAGUUGAAGGACGAAUUCCCGCCGCCUGAUCAUGCGCCGAAUCAUAUCGAACGAAAGGGAAAUGCGUCAUUGGUCCUUGGUAGAGUAGAGGAGGCCAUCAUCGGGGUUGUUGUGCAACAUGGGAUGGAGGAGGAAGAGCUCAGGGCACGUCUCGGAGCGCGUCGAAGUCGUUAUCGCGAUUUGGCGGAGCAGCACCCAUACUUGACCGAGACGUUGCUCGUUGCAGGCAUCAUGCUCAUCGUCCCGGAGUCUUGGAUCCUUCGCCCGCUGUUCAAUUUCUUCGGCAUGUCCCCGAAAGGCCCUGUUAAAGGUGAGAGUCAGCGUCUCCGCCAUAUCUUGACAGUCGUGUAA
Rhodofomes roseus is the source of this 822-nucleotide messenger RNA. RefSeq lists its product as uncharacterized. The transcript has 4 exons. The coding region runs from base 1 to 822 and encodes 273 amino acids. NCBI's taxonomy places the organism in Eukaryota, Fungi, Basidiomycota, Agaricomycetes, Polyporales, Fomitopsidaceae. The record is from RefSeq and is a predicted model, not a curated record.